Messenger RNA from Micromonas pusilla CCMP1545, 1892 nucleotides. RefSeq lists its product as uncharacterized. The record is from RefSeq and is a predicted model, not a curated record. Bases 237 to 1892 code for a protein of 551 amino acids. Gene Ontology annotation, molecular function: cysteine-type endopeptidase activity. Gene Ontology annotation, cellular component: lysosome. Lineage: Eukaryota; Viridiplantae; Chlorophyta; Mamiellophyceae; Mamiellales; Mamiellaceae. The transcript has 2 exons.
CGACGCCGCCCUCGGACGACGACGCGAUCGAGAAGGAGGAGGCGGCGGAGGCGGAGGAGGCGGAGGCGGAGGCGGAGGCGGAGCGGGAGGUGGACGUCGACGUCGCGUCGGAGGGUUCCCCCCGCGCGUCGGUCGGGUGGCGCCCCGCGGCGGUCGGGAUCGAGACGCUCGGGUCGGCCCCUUCUCGGCGCCGCCUCCUGGCCUCGGCCUCCCCGUCGAAAACCAACGCGGCGGCGAUGCCCGCGCAUCUCGUCGAGGUGGCCAAACACCGUCUCGAGAGGGGCGCGCCGCACGCGGAGACGUUUAUGAAUUUCGUGCGAAAGUUUCACAAAGCCCCGGAGUACUGCGGCGGGGAGGUGGACUCGGACGCGUUCCCGUGCCUGACGUCGUACGAGCGCGAGCAGAUCGUGUUGCACCACGAGCGCGAGAUAAACGCGCACAACGCGGGCGCGUUGGGAACCGACUCCGGGAUGCGAAAAACCGUCACGAAAUUCGCGGACAUGCUCCCGGAGGAAUUCGCGGGACUGCACGCGAAGUAUUCGUCGUCGCCAAACUCUGGCGGCGCGCGCGCGCCGUCCGAGAGCGCGGCGGGGUUCGAACCCGUGACCGUCCAGCCGCUGAGUUCCAAGCCCGCGGGAGUUCCAAGCCCGAGGGAGACGUCGAGCGCGAAGUUGGGCGCGACGGACCCGUACAACAGCGACGACUCCACGACGACGACGAAGAAGCAGUCGUGGUGGGAACGACUCAAGAGCAACCUGUACUACAUGUUCACCGAUCCGAUCGGUUUCUUCACCGGGAAAGACCCGAACACGGACGGCACGUUCACGCUCGGCGCCGUGGUCUACCCGUCGCUGUCCGACGUCCCGGGUUUACCGACGUCUCAGGACUGGACCAAGAGCGUCGACACCGGGAGCGUCUACUCCCAAGGCGACUGCAGCGGGUGCUGGGCGUACACCGCGGUGGACGCGCUCGCGGCGUCCAAGUCGAUCGCGACCGGGACGCGUCCGAACCUGAGCCCGCAGUUUUUACUCUCGUGCGACACCCUGGACAACGGGUGCGACACGGGCAACAUGGCCACCGCGUACGCGUGGAUUCAAACCUCGGGCACGGGGGUGAUGACCGAGGAUCAGUUCAGCGCGAACGGCGGGCGGUGCGAGUGGACUACAACGUCGGACGCGGCCGCGGGCGGCGCGAGCGCGUCGAGCGCGUUGGGAUGGACGCUUCGAAAGCAGCCGGUCGCGAUCGGGUUGAACGUCAAACCGCUGCAGCUCUACGGCGGCGGGAUCGCGACGAUUCGCGACUGCCCGCCCGCGUCGAGCGAUAAGAUCAAGGCGAUCAACCACGCCGCGGUGCUCGUCGGUUGGGGCGUGGACUCGAAGAGCGGGCGGCCGUACUUCAUCAUGAAGAAUUCGUACGGCGCCGACUGGGGCGAGAACGGGUACGCGCGUCUGGACAUGGGGUUCGACGAGGCCACGGGGAUGGGCGCGUGCGCGCUCGGGACGGAGUCGAAUUACCCUCGGACGGACGACCGGGCGUGCGCGGACGGGAGCACGACGAAGUGGGCGGAAAAGAGGAACGGAGACGUGUACUUGAUGCCGGACAACGUCGUCGUCCUGCCCAACGGCGGCGGGAUCGUCACCCCGAGCAGGUUUGUGAUCUUCGGGUACGACUGCGCCGGGCUCUUGAAGAUUCUCGCCAUCGCCGCGUUUUUCUUGUGCGCGUACUUUCUCUUCAGCGAGUGUCUCCACUGCCUGUGCGGUCGGGACGACGACGAGUACUACGACGCGGAGGAGGGGAAGAUCACGGUGAGGCCGCGCCGGGGGAAGCCGGGGGCGCUGUUACAGUCCGACGACCGCACCGAGAUUUACGGGAGCAGCUCCUCGGAUCGAUGA